Messenger RNA from Elaeis guineensis (African oil palm), 1971 nucleotides. RefSeq lists its product as uncharacterized. The record is from RefSeq and is a predicted model, not a curated record. NCBI's taxonomy places the organism in Eukaryota, Viridiplantae, Streptophyta, Magnoliopsida, Arecales, Arecaceae.
AAAACUUUCCUUGCCUUCCACCUUUUUUCCAAGGAGAGACGACUUCAAGCCCUUAAAAUCCCAAAGUCACAUCCAGGAAUCCCUCCUUAAAGCAGAAGGCCCACACCUCAACUGAUCAGUAGAGAGAGAGGGGGAGGGGAACCUAGAGUCCUAGGCUGUCUUAUCUGUCCAAAAUCUAAACCCAAAACAGAAGGAUCAGUGGGGAAGAAGAGCUAAAACUUCUCCAUCCCUAAGACCCUCUUACAAGGUCCUGUCUCUUUCACUCUCUGUUCUACAUCCAUGCUAUGGAUAGAUAGAUGCCAACAACCCUGCUCCAGCUGCUCUGUUUUCCACUUGAGUUCCUCUCUCUUCCCCUCACAAACUAUACACAAUGUUCCAAACCACUCCCUUCUCCAUCUCCAUUAGGAGUAUUACUUCCCCAUCUUCCACUCCUUUAGAGCUAUUCUCUCUGUUUCCCUGCUUAAAACCCUAGCAAAACCCUAAAGACAUCAGUUUUCUAAAGAAAGGUGGCUCCUUUAAACUCGUACUCGAUUCCUCUUUGAAUCCGAUUGCUGAAACCUCCUUGUCAGAACAAAACCCUUUAGAUUUGGUCGCCGCAGAUAAAGGGUAAAGGGGAGAAGGUGCAAUUUUUGCGCUGGAUUUUCCUUGCCGACUCCUAUUUUCAUAUGAAAAUUCUUCUCUGUCAAUGAGUUGGAUCGAUCUCGAUGCUACCGGGGUGCUCGGUUUCGAGUCUGGCGGCAAAAUUCGCCUUCUUCCCGCCCGAGCCGCCUACCUACACCGUCAAGAAGGAAGACAAUGGGCGGCUGGUUGCCUCUGGGAUCCCACGGGAUCAUUCAUUGGAUGUCCUGGUGGUGGACACCAAGCGUGGGAACAAGGUUGUAGCAUUCUACUUGAGGAACCCCUAUGCCCGGCUCACGGUGCUAUACUCGCACGGCAAUGCCGCUGAUCUGGGGCAGCUUUAUGAUCUCUUUGUGCAGCUCAAGGUCAACCUCAGAGUUAAUCUGAUGGGAUACGACUAUUCUGGUUAUGGAGCCUCAACUGGUAAGCCAAGCGAAUACAACACUUAUGCAGACAUUGAGGCUGUAUACCGAUGCCUGGAAACUGAAUAUGGAGUCAGUCAGGAAGACUUGAUCUUGUAUGGGCAGUCUGUUGGUAGUGGUCCCACACUGCACUUGGCAGCUCGCUUGCCAAGAUUGCGUGGUGUGGUGCUUCACAGUGCUAUAUUGUCAGGCCUACGUGUGGUCUGCCAUGUGAAUUUCAAUUUCUGCUUUGACAUUUAUAAAAACAUUAACAAAAUUAAAAAGGUGAAGUGCCCUGUUCUCGUGAUUCAUGGAACUGAGGAUGAUGUAGUGAAUUGGCUUCAUGGUAAAGGGCUAUGGAAACUAGCUAGGGAUCCGUAUGAGCCUUUAUGGAUCAAAGGAGGUGGUCACUGCAACCUGGAGUUGUACCCGGACUACAUUCGCCAUCUAUGCAAGUUUAUCAAGGAAAUGGAGAACAUCACCACUGCAACUCGGCUCAAAAAGAUCCGACAGAGCCUCCAACUCCCUAGAAAAGGUUGUAACUUGUGCCACUCCACCACCACUACUUUCACUACUAGUUGCUGCCACCCAAUUAGAAUCCAGAAACCUACUUGCUCAGGCUGUUCACAAACAGGAUGUCUAAAUUUGUGGUGUUGCAAGGGUUCAGCGUACUUCUGCAACUGGUGCUGCCGUGGAGAUGGGCAGUGAUAUUGGUGUCUGUAUAGAAAUUUGCUUAGACAUUCUAGUGUAAUGCAACAAGUGAUCAAGCUCAUGUUGUGCAAGAGGAUGGAACGUAUCUAGUUGUUUGUUUCUACUUCUGACUCUGAGUUACAGUUCUCCAUGCCUUUGUUAAAAUAUUAUUUGAUUUGUACUGGGCUUGUCUCCAGAUGCUGCUAAUUGUGAUUUGGAUGCCAGUUGAAAUUAAAUAACUGACCAUUUGGUGCUAUCAGUC